AUGGAAAGCAGCAAUGCUACACACAUUUCAGAAUUUCUUCUUCUGGGGCUUUCACAGGCACUGGAACUACAGCCCCUCAUAUUUGGACUAUUUCUCUCCAUGUACCUGAUCACUGUGUUGGGAAACCUACUCAUCAUCCUGGCUGUCAGCUCAGACUCUCACCUCCACACGCCCAUGUACUUCUUCCUCUGCAACCUGUCCUUGGUAGACAUCUGUUUCACCUCCACCACCGUCCCAAAGAUGCUGUGGAACCUCCAGACACAGAGCAAAGCCAUCACCUAUGAAGGCUGCAUCACACAGAUGUAUUUUUUCAUAGUUUUUGCUGGGUUGGACAACUUAAUCCUGACUGUGAUGGCCUAUGACCGGUUUGUGGCCAUCUGCCACCCCCUGCACUACAUGGUCAUCAUGAACCCGAGGCUCUGUGGACUGCUGGUUCUGCUGUCCUGGAUCAUUAGUGUCCUAAAUUCCUUGCUACAUACCUUAGUGGUGUUGCACCUGUCCUUCUGUUCAGACUUGGAAAUCCCCCACUUUUUCUGUGAAAUCAAUCAGAUGGUCCAACUUGCCUGUUCUGACAUCUUUCUUAACAAUAUUAUAAUGUAUUUUACAGGUGCAAUCUUUUGUGUUGGUCCCCUUGCUGGGAUCCUUUACUCUUACUGUAAGAUACUUUCCUCCAUACAUAGAAUUUCAUCUGCUCAGGGGAAGUAUAAAGCAUUUUCUACUUGUGCAUCUCACCUCUCAGUUGUUUCCUUAUUUUAUGGUACGCUCCUAGGUGGAUACCUCAGCUCUGUUGCUUUCCACAGUACACACUCAAGUGCAAUAGCCUCUGUGAUGUACACUGUGGUCACACCCAUGCUGAACCCCUUCAUCUACAGUCUCAGGAACAAGGACUUAAAAGGGGCCCUGGAAAGAUUCCUUGGCAGGUAA
This is a messenger RNA of Pipistrellus kuhlii (Kuhl's pipistrelle), 924 nucleotides long. RefSeq names its product olfactory receptor 7A10-like. NCBI's taxonomy places the organism in Eukaryota, Metazoa, Chordata, Mammalia, Chiroptera, Vespertilionidae. Gene Ontology annotation, biological process: G protein-coupled receptor signaling pathway. Gene Ontology annotation, cellular component: membrane. The record is from RefSeq and is a predicted model, not a curated record. Gene Ontology annotation, molecular function: G protein-coupled receptor activity; olfactory receptor activity. The transcript is spliced from 2 exons. Bases 1 to 924 code for a protein of 307 amino acids.